Molecule: messenger RNA, 1932 nt
Organism: Aspergillus tanneri
Lineage: Eukaryota; Fungi; Ascomycota; Eurotiomycetes; Eurotiales; Aspergillaceae
Product: Zn(II)2Cys6 transcription factor
Exons: 5
Coding region: 1-1932 (643 amino acids)
Biological process (GO): DNA-templated transcription; regulation of DNA-templated transcription
Molecular function (GO): zinc ion binding; DNA binding; DNA-binding transcription factor activity, RNA polymerase II-specific
Source: RefSeq, a predicted model, not a curated record
AUGACCUCAGGAGCAAGUGUCACCAAAAAGGCCUGUGACGGAUGUAAGAUUCGAAAGAUUCGAUGUGGUGGUGGCUGUCCGUGCCAGUCCUGCUCGAAUGCACACAUCAAAUGCACAUACAUUCGUGUUCAACAGGCUCGAGGGCCUCAAAGGCUGCGACCGAUGACCAAGUAUCUUAUUGAGCAGGCUCAGCGUGGAAUUGAAGGCCAGUCUUCUCGACCUUUAGCUUCAAGUGACAAUGAAUCUCCGCUGCCCAAGGAGUUGAACACCACAGGUUCGGAAAAUAUCUGGAUACCGCCAAAUAUAUUUGCCUUCCCGUUAUAUACCUACCAUGUGCGAUUGUACCCCGUCUGGCCCGUUGUCGACGUCAAGAAUGUGAUGGGGAAUUUGCAGCAGAAUAGUAAAGGGGUGAACCAUGAAACAUACGCGCUUGCAACGGCAGUGGCCGCCGCUACAACAGCUCAAUUAAGGCUGAGACAGAAUUCCUUUUCCAAUAAACCGAUAACCGCUGAGACUUUCCAGAUUGAAUGCGGAAGUGAAUCUUUACUAUACUUGAGAGAAGCCAUAUCUUUAGCUCAGAUGAUGUCUCUUCAUCGAGCGAAUUCCUAUACUGGCCUUCCUCAAGCUGAGCAGCAAAUGCGUUGCCGUGUCUUAUGGUUGCUGUUUGUCACCGAGCGUGGUGUCUGCAUUCUUCACAAGCUCCCCGUGGUUCUAAAGACUAACGUCUCGACACCAGAACUCGAUGCGGGUGGUGAGCCCCUAGUUCUUCCUGCAUUUCUGAAGCUCCUCAAUUUGUUCCGCUUGUUCGAACAAUCCAAGAUGUUCGAUAUCAUUGAAAGUGAUCAGCUCGAAAUGCCUUCUAUUCCGGGUAGAGGAAAUGUCCUGGACAGGAAGCUUUUCGACGUACUCCAUAACAAAUUACGGGAUGGGUUAACUUUGGAACAUAUUUCGGAUGUACAGAAAGCCGACUUAUGUGUUACUAGGCACUGGAUGCGUGUGAUUUUGUGGAGGAUCUUAUCAAACAAAAAUAUACCAAACUUCUCGUCACAUCGGCUUACAUCUCCAUUCUUUCCUGUGCUGGUGGCAAAGGAACUCCUGAAUAUGAUAUCCCAAUUGCCGAGAACAGCAAUUGAAGCCCAUGGACUUGGCAUGGAGUUAAAACUGUAUGAGAUUGCCAACUCGCUUGCGGACUCAAUUAUGCACUUAGCGAUAUUACCACAAGCUCCUGUUUGGGAUGGUGACAGCCGUCCCAGUAAUAUCCUUGAGCGACUGUACUCGAUCCUCUCCACCUUCAGGGGCGGCGGAAACAGAGAACUAGCCGAGCUAUUGUAUAAGAAGAUGGCGGAUGCGCAAUGUAUGAGUGGCCUCACAAUAAACCCAGCACUAAAAGACUCUCAUGCACAAAUUGGACGUAAAUUUCUAGCUGAGACCGCUAAGCAUUCAUCGAAUCCUAUAACACUGGUCCAGGACGAGGCUACAGAGUCUUCGUACUCUGGCUCUGGUAAGGAGAUUAGAAUAGGGGAUGGGACUGCAACUGAACUAGAACAUAUACAGCAGCUGAAUGGCCCUAGCGAGAUAUAUGACGCGGGACACCAACAGGUGAUCGGAUAUCAUGAUUUCCAACAGGGGGAGGGUCUCAUACCCUCCAGCUUCUCUGUUGCACCAUUGCAAAUGCAACCAGACCACCCACUAGAGACGUAUGAUUCCCACCUCAAGGCCCCUCUACAGUCUCCUUGGGAAUGCCUGGACGCCGGAGAUCAGCCGCUUAGUCUCCCCUUUCUAUCAUCUUCUUUACCUUCCAGCUCACAACAGAUACUGGUCGGUAACUUUAUGUCUGAUACGCUUGGAAAUCACUUUCCACUACAGAAUUACCUUUCCACGAGCCACAACUUGCCAGACCAUCCAUCCAUGAUUGAGAGUUUUCUGGUUUAA